Messenger RNA from Mangifera indica (mango), 885 nucleotides. Its product is annotated as histidine-containing phosphotransfer protein 4-like. The transcript is spliced from 6 exons. Bases 121 to 669 code for a protein of 182 amino acids. NCBI's taxonomy places the organism in Eukaryota, Viridiplantae, Streptophyta, Magnoliopsida, Sapindales, Anacardiaceae. Gene Ontology annotation, cellular component: nucleus; cytoplasm. Gene Ontology annotation, biological process: phosphorylation; phosphorelay signal transduction system; cytokinin-activated signaling pathway. The record is from RefSeq and is a predicted model, not a curated record. Gene Ontology annotation, molecular function: histidine phosphotransfer kinase activity; protein histidine kinase binding.
CCCAUCUCUCAAUUCCCACAUAACAAAUUUGAUUUUAUGUUUUUUUUUUUUUCUGUAUUUUCAUGAUUAAUUUAAUUGGAUUCUGAAAAUCUCCUUACUAUAUAGACCCUUCUUGCCUUCAUGUUAUUGCAUUAUCAAACUCACUUACAACCUUUCAACUUUCUACCUUCCAAAUUUUCUUUCCUUUCUCCAACAUUUUCCAUUUUCUCAUCAAUGGAAAGAAACCAACAGCUUCGUAGACAACUUGCUGCCAUGAGGCAGUCCCUCUUUGAUCAGGGAUACCUUGAUGAACAAUUCAUCCAGCUGGAGGAGCUUCAAGAUGAAGCUAACCCUAAUUUUGUAGAGGAAGUUGUUACAUUAUACUACCGAGAUUCAGCGAGGCUAAUCACUAACAUAGACCAGGGACUCGAGAAAAGCCCUCUUGAUUUUAACAAGUUGGAUGGAUAUAUGCAUCAGUUCAAGGGAAGCAGCUCAAGCAUUGGAGCCAGAAAGGUCAAAGCUGAGAGCACAGAGUUCAGAGAAUAUUGUAAGGCAGGAAAUGGAGAAGGAUGUGUAAGGACUUUCCAACAACUGAAGAAGGAAUAUGCAACAUUGAAGAAGAAACUUGAAGCCUAUUUUCAGCUGGCAAGACAAGCUGGGCCCAUAGAGUCUGCUUGUCGUCGCAAAUAAUUGCUUGCAAGUGAAUAAAUGGAAAAUGUGGAGCCAAAAUGUGAGAAAUGCUGGUGGUGUAUGUAAAAAAGAGAAAAAGAAAAAGUAAAAGUGAAGGGCGUUUUGGCUGAGUUGAUGAGUAAAGUUAAUAGUAUAUGUAUUAAAUUUGGCUUUUCUCUGUAUAUAUAUAUGGCUUCUCAGUUUAUAAGAAACAUUAAAAUAUAGCAUUUCUCUGUU